Molecule: messenger RNA, 972 nt
Organism: Porites evermanni
Lineage: Eukaryota; Metazoa; Cnidaria; Anthozoa; Scleractinia; Poritidae
Source: the annotation of a GenBank genome assembly
AUGGGCAUUCUUCUCUCCGAAAAUGGAAUUGGCCUAACAGAAGAAAGAGUUAGAGCUUUGCAAGAAACAAGGUAGCCUGCCACUGUCAGUGAAGUAAGAAGUUUCCUGGGAUUGGCCAAUUACAACAGCAGAUUCAUUCCUCAUUUUGCUACCCUCUCCGAAACAUUGAGGAAACUAACCAGGAAGGAUGUUCCAUUUCAAUAUGGACCCGAGCAAGAACUUGUUUUUAAGACCUUGAAACAGAGAGUGGCCGAAGCAGGAACAUUAGCAUACUUUGACAAAAUUGCAGCAACCAAAGUCAUUGCAGAUGCAAGUCCAGCUGGCCUUGGAGCCGUGUUAGUACAGAACAAGAAUGGAGCAUGGAUGUCGAUUUGCAAUGCAAGCCGCGGCCUCAGAGAUUGUGAGCGCAAGUACUCCCACACCGAAAAAAGAAGUCUUUUCUCUUGUACACUUAUAAAAUGAAAUUUGAUCUGGUUACUGACCACAAAUCCGUUACAAGUCAUCUAUGGGCUCCGUUCCAGGCCCUGCGCCCGCAUUGAAUAUUGGGUAAUGCGCCUACGACCCUACUACUUCCGGAUUGUGUAUACUCCAGGGAAGAGCAAUAUAGCUGAUCCACUCUCCAGUCUGUUAAAGCUGGACAAAGCAGCGAAUCAUUAACACGGAGCAGACGAUUAUGUCCGAUUCGCAGCCGUCAGUGCCACACCACGAGCACUAGCUACAAGAGAACUUGAAGAAGCAGUCGCGGUGGAUGAAGGGUUGAAAGCUCCGAGAGAAGCAAUUAAAACCGGCCGAUUUGAGAAAUGCAAGGGUGAUGCACUAACCGCAGGUGAACUGUACGUUAUUGCACAUCUACUCCUAAGAGGUACCCAUAUUGUACUGCCGAAGACGCUCAGGUCUCAAGCAAUCACCUUAGCCCAUGAGGGACACUUGGGCAUCGUGGGGAUAAAGCAAAAUUUGAAAGGUAAAGUGUAA